Molecule: messenger RNA, 463 nt
Organism: Daphnia magna
Lineage: Eukaryota; Metazoa; Arthropoda; Branchiopoda; Diplostraca; Daphniidae
Product: larval cuticle protein 65Ag1
Exons: 2
Cellular component (GO): chitin-based extracellular matrix
Molecular function (GO): structural constituent of chitin-based larval cuticle
Source: RefSeq, a predicted model, not a curated record
AAUAAAAAAAAAAAUUGGAUAAUAAAAAAACUAAAACAGUUUUUCAUUGCCGCCUUCCUGACUGUUGCUAUCGCCGCUCCCAAAGGCAAAAGGGAAACCGAAGAGUCGCCAAUCGUCGUCAAUAGCCAGUCUGAUGUCCGGAAUCCUGAUGGAAGCAGCCAAUGGAGCUACACAGAAUCUGAUGACACUACCCGAGAGGAGACUCAGGUCCAGAAGAAGACAAAAUCAAUCUCUACCGACUCGUAUGGCAAGCCAACGGUUAAUGAAGAGAUUGGCAACACCAACAAGGGAUCGUCCUACUGGAUCUCUCCUGAAGGCCAGAAGAUCUCUUUGACCUGGGUUGCUGACGAAGGUGGAUUCCAGCCAAAAGGUGAUCACUUACCGGUUGCACCAGUUCAUGUUUUCACGCUGCCCGUUGCCCCCGCACUUCCCUAUCAGCGCACUGGACUCGGAUAUUAAGUAA